Trichechus manatus latirostris (Florida manatee) is the source of this 465-nucleotide messenger RNA. It is a transcript of the gene SPMAP1, whose product is annotated as sperm microtubule associated protein 1. The coding region runs from base 1 to 465 and encodes 154 amino acids. NCBI's taxonomy places the organism in Eukaryota, Metazoa, Chordata, Mammalia, Sirenia, Trichechidae. The transcript is spliced from 3 exons. The record is from RefSeq and is a predicted model, not a curated record.
AUGACGCACUUGUGUGAGUGUCCUCUGCGGCUGGAAAAGGGCUUCAUCUUGGAUGGAGUGGCCGUGAGCAGCAUGGCCCGCACCUAUGAGCGCACGAGGCCCAAACUCUGGUCUGCAAUCCCGCCUUACAACGCGCAGCAGGACUACCACGCCCGCCGCUACUUCCAGAGCCACGUGGUUCCACCUGUUUUGCGGAAAACUAAACAGGAUCAUGGCGGUACAGGAAGGGACGGCUGGAUAGUAGAUUAUUUCCACAUCUUUGGACCAGGACAGAGAUACCUCAACAGGAGAAACUGGGCGGGGGCAGGGCAUUCCUUCCAGCAGGUGACUGGGCAUGACUACUACAAUGCAGAUCUGAAACAGUUCAAGGGGUUCAAUGGUCAGUUUGGCUACCGCCGGAACACCCCAGCCCUCCGCCAGCGCACAUCCGUCUUUGGAGAGGUCACCCAAUUCCCUCUCUUCUAA